GUGUGAAAUGUAAAACUGGCUGCCACCCAGAGAAUGGAUUUUGUGAAUCUCCCAGUGAAUGCAGGUGUCAACCCGGUUGGCAGGGUGCUCUUUGUAAUCAGUGUGUUCCUUUCCCCGGGUGUUUGCACGGCAGCUGUGCCAAGCCCUGGCAGUGCAUCUGUGAGGAGGGCUGGGUUGGCAGCCUCUGUGACAUAGAUAUUCACCCAUGUUCUGGAAAGCCCUGCACCAAUAACUCAACAUGCAUAGAGACGGGUGAUGGAGGAUAUAGUUGUUUAUGUGCCCAGGGAUUUACAGGAAAAAACUGCCAUCUCAAAAAAGGACCCUGCAUUAUUAAUGGCUCUCCCUGCCAGAAUGGUGGAACAUGCAUAGAUGACAAUGGUUUUGCACCACAUGCUUCCUGUCUGUGCCCUUCUGGUUUUGCUGGCAACUUCUGUGAAAUAGAUAGAGAUGACUGUGACUCUAAUCCUUGUGAAAAUGGAGGAACAUGUACAGAUAUUGGUGUAGGUUUCAGCUGUUUUUGUCCCCAUGGCUAUACAGGAAAGCUCUGCAGCAGCCGUGUCAUAUUCUGUGCAAGUGGCCCAUGUGACAAUGGAGGCACAUGCAGUGAACAUCCCCAGGGAGGAUUUGAAUGCAUCUGUAAACCAGAAUUUGUUGGUUUGACCUGCAAUCAUCCCCGCAAAAACGCAAGCCUCUCUGGGGUGAAGAUGGAGACAAAGCACAUGCAGAAUUACAAGCCACCCCCAAAAGCUCAUCACAGAUCAGUUCAUCACCAACAAGAAAUCCUGAAAAUAACAAUGAAAGAAACAAUCCAAAGCGCAGAUCCCUUGCUCAGUAGAAGCCAGGUGAUAUGUUUUGUUGUACUGGGCUUGCUGACAUGUCUUGUUGUCUUGGGUACAACUGGGAUUGUAUUUUUUUCAAAAUGUGAAAUGUGGCUUGCUAAUGCCAAAUAUAGUCAUCUCCUACGCAAGAAAAAGAACUUUUUUCUGAAAUCUAACAAUGGGGAAAACCUGUCAGUUAAUAUUAUCUUCCCAGAGAAGAUCAAAUUGACUAAUUACACUAAGAACUACACUGCCAUCUAGGCCCUCAAAAGCCCGACAGCAAUUUGCAACUUUUCAUAGCAAUAUGUAAAAGAGAUUGAUUUUAUUGCCUGUGGUUGGCCUCAAUAUUUGUGGGUACAUUUGCUGUAGCUUGUGCUGAGUGAUAAUGAAGAAAUAUAAUGUAUCUGUAUUGCUAAGGAUUUUUUCAUUCCCCAAAAUAAAAGUUAAAAAGGUAUAAAGAGCAGGGAAUGUUAAUUUGAUUUUUUUUUUCAAGACAACUAUUUUUUUUUUUAAAUAAAAGGUAAUUUACCACU
Messenger RNA from Eurypyga helias (sunbittern), 1351 nucleotides. It is a transcript of the gene DLK1, whose product is annotated as delta-like 1 homolog (Drosophila). Gene Ontology annotation, cellular component: plasma membrane; protein-containing complex. The annotation marks the transcript as partial. Gene Ontology annotation, molecular function: calcium ion binding. NCBI's taxonomy places the organism in Eukaryota, Metazoa, Chordata, Aves, Eurypygiformes, Eurypygidae. The record is from RefSeq and is a predicted model, not a curated record. The transcript has 4 exons. Gene Ontology annotation, biological process: heterophilic cell-cell adhesion; establishment or maintenance of epithelial cell apical/basal polarity.